Geodia barretti is the source of this 664-nucleotide messenger RNA. The record is from the annotation of a GenBank genome assembly. NCBI's taxonomy places the organism in Eukaryota, Metazoa, Porifera, Demospongiae, Tetractinellida, Geodiidae.
GGUACUGGACGGUAUGAGCAAAGCCAGUAGUCCCACAACUGAGACUGACCAAAACUCUCUCCCCUCCUCCUCCUCCUCAUCUUCAUGACUUCCUAUUGUCUAAAUUUUUUUAUUGCGCGUGCGCACAUUUUGUUAACAAAUCACGUGAUUCUAGCAGCCACGCCCUGUGCUCAUUUCUCGUCUGGGUUUUGUUCUUCGCCCAGCGUUUCCGACAGUUUUCAAGGCCCGCUUUCGAUCGACGAGGUCGACCACUGACGACACAGUAGUACAGCCGGCCAGAAGCAGCUCACGUGACUCAGAGAUGGCUACUGGAGGAGGGGACCAAGUCUGGACGUGGAAGAAACCACUCCCUCCAAGUAAAGCCGCACUCAGGAAGGUCUUUGAGAACACCAGUAACCUCAGUGACCUCUGCAUCUAUCUCUCCAUCCCUGAUGAUAAGUGGGAUGUUGACAGUGCAGUAGAGUACUAUGUACAGAGUACAGAUCCAAUGAAAAUGAGAAAGAUGAUAUUCUGGCUGGACGUGAUUGGAGACACAGCUCUAGCAGACUCAUUGAUGGAGUAUGCAGAGCCCCCAGCAGAUCCAUCCCUCAAUCCACACCUCCUCAUACCAGUCUUUACUGCCAUAUCUGGAGACUGGGGGGAGAUUGCUGGCUACCUACAGUAC